Molecule: messenger RNA, 2687 nt
Organism: Parus major (Great Tit)
Lineage: Eukaryota; Metazoa; Chordata; Aves; Passeriformes; Paridae
Gene: VDAC1
Product: voltage dependent anion channel 1
Exons: 9
Coding region: 982-1833 (283 amino acids)
Biological process (GO): monoatomic anion transmembrane transport
Cellular component (GO): mitochondrial outer membrane
Molecular function (GO): voltage-gated monoatomic anion channel activity
Source: RefSeq, a predicted model, not a curated record
GCACCAUUUCAGAUAGCUUAAUUUUGUUUCCCCUAAAGAAAUUACUUUAUUUGAAUAAGGGAGUAGAAAUUAUUGUACUUGAAUAAAAAAGGAGAUUUGGUUGGUUUGUUCCCCUCAGGAUCCUAUUUUCUCCUCCAUGUAUGGUGAGACAGUUUUCCCAGUGGCUGAGAAAAUGGGAUGUAUUUAUCUCUUUUGCAGGAGGCUGCUGAACUAAGAAUGUCAGGGCAUGCUGAGGAUGGGAAAGUGAGGAAAGUGAUGAGCUCCAUGGCAGUGUGGGAACCCCAUAGAAAUGAAACUCAGUGGAGAAAGCUGCCCCUGCAGUGUCCCCACCACUGGGCUGUGCCUUUGCAGGGAGCUCCAGUCUGUAUUUUGCUGCUGAAGCGGGGUUGUGGCUGCCCUUCUGAUGACCUGACUUCACAAGUUGGCCUCCCUGCAGCCUGAGUUUUCCUCAGCAAGCUCAUUUUUUAGCAGGUGCACAGAAAAAAACCUUGAAGGCCAAUGUCUAAGGAGGCAUCUUAACCCAUUAAUAGAGAUAGCAAAGUCAAAGAGAACGGAAGCAUAAGAAUGACCAUUUAUUCAUUUUGCUGACAUAAAUGUUAUCCAUUGCUAUUCUGAAUUAGGGGAAGAGAGAUGUUCCUUAUGGUAGAUGCUUGUUCUGGUUACAUUUCCUUAGUGAAUGAGUUGGGGCCCUAAUGCUUUACAUCAGAAUGCAGAGAUCAAUGUGAGAAACAGGAUUUUUUUUUCCUGAAAAACCAUUUCCAAGAAAUGGUUUGAAAAAAACAUAAGUUCAUUCAUGCAGUUACACUGAUAAGAAAACAACAGUUAACUCUUUGGAAAGGCAUGGAAGGUUCCUGUUCUUUUAAUUUCUAUUUGCUCUGCAGCCUGUUUCACAUCCUCAGUGGCAACUGCAUGGUCAUUGCUGCUGCUGACUCCUGAGCAAGAUGAAAUCACACUGUUUGCAAUAGCAGUUUUCUUCAGAAAAUGGCUGUUCCACCUGCUUAUGCUGACCUGGGAAAAUCUGCCAGAGAUAUUUUCACCAAGGGAUAUGGUUUUGGGUUAAUAAAGCUUGAUUUGAAAACAAGAUCUGAAAAUGGACUGGAAUUUACAAGCUCCGGUUCAGCAAACUCAGAAACAAGCAAAGUCAGUGGUAGUUUGGAAACAAAAUACAAAUGGGUGGAAUAUGGACUGAUGUUCACAGAAAAGUGGAACACUGACAACACACUAGGCACUGAGAUUACUCUUGAAGAUCAGCUUGCACGGGGCCUGAAGCUGACCUUUGACUCCACCUUCUCUCCUAACACUGGGAAAAAGAGUGCUAAAAUUAAGUCGGGGUACAAAAGGGAACACAUCAACAUUGGCUGCGACAUGGAUUUUGACAUUGCGGGUCCUUCAAUACGUGGAGCUCUUGUGCUUGGCUACGAGGGGUGGCUGGCAGGCUACCAAAUGACUUUUGAGACAGCAAAGUCUAGAGUAACCCAGAGCAACUUUGCUGUUGGCUAUAAGACUGAUGAAUUCCAGCUUCAUACUAAUGUGAAUGAUGGAACAGAAUUUGGUGGCUCCAUUUACCAGAAGGUGAAUGAUAAACUGGAAACUGCUGUGAAUCUUGCUUGGACAGCUGGAAAUAGCAACACUCGCUUUGGAAUAGCAGCCAAGUAUCAGAUUGACUCAGAUGCCUCUUUUUCUGCUAAAGUGAACAACUCCAGUCUGAUCGGGUUAGGAUACACUCAGACUUUAAAGCCAGGUAUCAAACUGACGUUAUCAGCUUUGCUGGAUGGCAAGAAUGUCAAUGCAGGAGGUCACAAACUUGGUCUAGGAUUGGAAUUUGAAGCAUAAGGAGUGAUUUCACAAUUGCUAAUCUGAAAAUACAGCAUAGCUACCUUCAGAAAAUAGCAUACCUUUCAGUGUUUUGUCUGGGGUGCAAGUGUUGCUACGUAUCUGUCCUGCUAGUCCUGGUUAAAGACAGCUAAGCUUUAAAAAUGAUGUUGUUAAAGAAGUGGAGACAAAAUCACAAAUGAAAAAUCCUAGCUUUUUUUCCUUUAUGUAAUUGCUCAUUACAUCUGUCAAAUGCCAUGUGAUAAGAAGGAGGGUGUUGAUUACCUCUACUAAUAUAUUGAUGGCACAAGGAAUGUGUUAAUGUAUUAUAAAACAUGGGAAUUGCAGACCACUGUGUUGUACUGUUCAUUGUGUAAGCAAAAUGUUCAGUCAUCGAAGGUUUCAGUCAAUGAGGGAAUGUGCAAACUUGUCUGAAAAAAGGGAUUUUAAAAUUAAUUAUUUUAGAUAUGUGUUUCAUCAAUGAUUUGUCUUACUUGGUUAUCCCACACCUACUGCUGUCUCCAGAAUGCUUUAGGUUGUUCACCUUGUCCAAGUUUUUGUGGAGGAGAUUUGAUGUGAAUCAGCGAAUACUGCCUGUCCUGUGUUGUGAUUCCUCCCCCUUGCACUGAUGGAAAAUCUUGUAAAAUGGACAUAAUCAGGGAAGAGUCUUUGCAACUGCAAUCACAUAGUUGCAUCACUAAUUCUAAAAUGGAGUUUUCUUUUAUUACCACUUUUUUUUAGCAACUAAGUGGGUACAUUUUUAGAGAGUCUUCCAUUUUGUGUGGAACUAGACCUCAAAAUGCUGUACUUGACACUACUAAAAAUGGAUAAAAACCCUAAACCUGACUUGAAUAAAAUACUGAAAUGUCAUCUUU